AUGAAAUUAUCGACGAUCUUCGCUGGGUUCGUCGCCUGCCUGUUAUCCGAUGCCACAGCUACUGCAUUGACAUACCAGCUUGCUGCACACGAGAGGGCAUGCUUCUACGCUCAAACCAAGAAGGAGGGCGAGAAGGUGGCUUUCUACUUUGCUGUCCAAUCUGGUGGUGCUUUCGAUGUCGAUUAUGUUGUCCAAGGCCCCGGCCAUAGGGUCAUCAUGGAGGGAGAGAAGGAGCGCCAGGGUGACUUCGUCUUUACCGCAAACCAGGUCGGAGAAUACUCAUUCUGCUUCGACAAUUCCAUGAGUACCUUUGCCGAUAAGUUUGUCGACUUCGAGAUUUCUGUCGAGGGUGAAUCGAAAGCUCAGCUCCCCUCGAAGAAGGGAUCUUCCCCUGAGCAAACGUCAAUCCUCGAGGAGUCAGUUUUCAAGAUCUCAGGCCAGCUCUCAACCAUUUCACGAAACCAAAAGUACUUCCGCACCCGCGAGAAUCGAAACUUCAGCACUGUUCACAGCACGGAGAAGCGCAUUGUCAAUUUCAGCUUGAUUCAAAUCGCUUUGAUUGUUGCAAUGGGCGGUUUGCAAGUGUUUGUUGUCCGGUUCUUUUUCCAGGGCGCUCGCAAGGGAUAUGUUUGA
This is a messenger RNA of Clonostachys rhizophaga, 633 nucleotides long. NCBI's taxonomy places the organism in Eukaryota, Fungi, Ascomycota, Sordariomycetes, Hypocreales, Bionectriaceae. The record is from the annotation of a GenBank genome assembly.